Molecule: messenger RNA, 1452 nt
Organism: Effrenium voratum
Lineage: Eukaryota; Dinophyceae; Suessiales; Symbiodiniaceae
Source: the annotation of a GenBank genome assembly
AUGGCUUUCUCAGGCCGCCACUCUGUUCGACGACUUGCGCCGUGCCUGUGGCAAAGCCGCCACUUUGCACGACCCGUUUGCCUUUCUGAUCGAGAGAAGAGGCAGCUGGUCGUCCGCGGGCAGAACGUCCCUGUGAGCGAUGAGUUCUGGGAGUAUGUUGCAGACGACCAGUCCGUGAAGGAUGGAGAGGUCUACAGGAACAACACUGAGAACUACGUCGGCACCGUAAAGUAUCCCAUUGGUGCGAUCGGACCGCUUAAGGUGAAUGGUGAGUAUGCCAACCGCGAGUAUGUCGUGCCCAUGGCCACGCAUGAGGGUGCCCUUUUGGCAUCCUACAGCCGCGGAGCCAAGGCCAUCACAGCGGGAGGAGGAGUGACUACGCGAAUAAAGACCAGAUGCAUGGUGCGCGCGCCAGUCUUCAUUUUCGACAACAUUGCUGAUGCUAACGAUUUCUACCGCUGGGCACACCAAGAUGAUACGCAGGCAGCGGUGAAAGACACCUUACACAAGAACAUUGGCCACCUGACGGAAGAACGUACUCGGCUGAGGGUUUUCCAGACAGAUCGCAAAGUGCACAUCUCUGUGGGCAUCGACUCGCAAGACGCAGCUGGGCAGAACAAGGUGACAUAUGCUGGUGAUCUGAUGAUGAAGUACAUGAAGGAGAAUUACAAGAAGCGUAUUCCGGAGAUGUACAUCGAAGGCGGCUUCAAUGCAGGAAAGCGUGUUUCAGUCAUGCACACGCUUCUGGGCAAGGGCCACUCUCUUGUGGCAGAUGUCAUAAUCCCAAAGGAAGUGUGUGAAUCCGUACUUCGCACCACGCCCUACAGGCUGCAGCGUUUUCAGAAGAUGCACAAUCGCACCAACGAGUUCAUCGGCGGAAUCAGCUGCACUGCUCAUGUUGCGAACGGCCUCGCGGCCUUCUACAUUGCCACGGGCAAUGACCCUGCCUGCACUGCGGAGUCGCAAGCCGCCGUGACCCACUUUGACUUGGUGAAUCCUGCCGGCGGCUCGACGAGCCUCUUCGACCAAGAUUUGUACGCAAGCAUCACACUGAACUCAAUCAUCGCCAGGCGCUCAAUCUUUGGAGUGGACUCCUCAAAAGCGCCUCAGUGGUCCAGUGUUCCAGUGGUGCAGUUCCAGUGUUCCAGUGUUCCAGUCGCCUUUGUCAUUGGCCGUCUCUCAACACCGAACCUCGAAGCGUCACGGGAUCGACCCGCGAGGUCGCCAGCAUGGGUGGAGGCACCCAGCUGCCCGCGUUCAAGGCAAGGGGUUCGGAAGUCUGGCCGGAGUUGGGGGGUGACCCCCCAAUCAGAGACACUCGACCGUCCAAGCGGAUACUCCUCCCAACCGACAAUCGCAAACUACAUGAGACGCCAAUCCUACACCGCCCCACCCUGCAAUCGCACACUUUCUCCCUGCCAGCUGGGGCAUAGCAAAGCUGAGGUGUUUUGA